Molecule: messenger RNA, 798 nt
Organism: Paramecium tetraurelia
Lineage: Eukaryota; Ciliophora; Oligohymenophorea; Peniculida; Parameciidae
Exons: 4
Cellular component (GO): mitochondrial matrix
Source: RefSeq, a predicted model, not a curated record
CACAAUUAAAAUUUAUACGAUGAUUUCUAGAAUUCCCUUAAGACUUGUCAGAUCAUUAAAGCCUCUUAAUAUGACCACAGUUUGUGCUCCAUUUUGUACAUCAAUAGAAAAGGUUAAUAAAGCUGGUUAAAAAUUGGUGAAAAUAGUUGAAAAAGAACUCAAAUACGAAAAAACUAAUUAUGCUCCUGAUGAAACAGCCUUAGAAUUUGUUUAAAAAGCUGGAUUCUAAUUGAUCGAUUCUGAAAGUGAUCACUAAGUAACUUUGGAAAAAAAGGUUGGUGACAUCAAAGUCAUUGUCCAAUUCCAAUCGAGACAACCAAACUCUGAGGAGUAAGAAGAAGAAGAGGCUGAAGAACAUAAAAACCAGAAAGAAACAGAAGAAGAAGAAGAAAACUAAUCAGCUGACUAUGCUGACUUCACUGUUUAUCUUUAGAAAAACAAUGGAUAAAUUCUAUGCUAUGAAUGCACAACCUCUUAAGGCGAAAUAAAUGUCAACAUGGUAAGUCUCGUCAAAGACCUAGAAGCACACAAGAAAAUCCCUAGAUUCGAAAGAGGAUUAUAAGACUAUCAAGGACCAGAAUUUAUGACCUUAGAUGAGAAAUUAUAAAUGACAUUGGUCGAAUACUUGAGAGGGUAUGGAAUCAAUGACGAACUAGGAGCAUUCGUAGAACACUAUUCUUUGGACAAAGAAGAGAGACUAUACAUUUAAUGGUUAGAUCAACUAACAACAUUUUUGAAGAAUUGAGGAAAUGAAAUCAUCAUUUAUUGUUAUAUUAAUAGUCAAUAUUUUUGGAAUUA